UAUACGUAAGUCGUAGGUACCUUUUGUUGGUCCAAUUUUAUUUGAAAUCUUUAUUCUUUCGUCGUUAUCUUACUAACAUCAUGACAAUUUUUUUGUUAUUGAGUUUAUUAUUGGUUUUUACAAUUUUGAUUUUGAUAUUCAUAACGUGUUUCUGUGCUCGGAGACCCAAGGAACAUUACCGUUUGUGCGCAAAAUUACCAUCCAUACCACGAGGAUACUUAACUGAUUUAAAAUUCUCUCAUCGACUAUCUACACUCAAGUCCAAAGAUGUUUUGCCGUUUUUUAGUAGUAUCUUAAAGCAGCAUGGACCAUUGGUACAUAUGAAUAUAUUGGGUCAUUCAUACGUGUUGUUAAAUGAUCCAGACGACAUAAAAGCUUUAUUAUCCAGUCCACAUCACAUAAAUAAAGGACCAGAAUAUGGAAUGCUUAAGCCUUGGUUAAAUAAAGGACUCCUAACAAGUGGAAGUUUAAAAUGGCAAACGAGAAGAAAACUGUUGACAUAUACAUUUCAUUUUAAAAUAUUGGAAACGUACAUCCCUACGUUUAAUAAACACGCUCAGUGCUUAACAAAAAAACUUGAAAAUAUGGCUAGUAACAAUCAGCGUGUAUCUAUUUAUACUUAUAUGACACUUUGUGCAUUAGACAUUGUUUGUGAUACAAUAAUGGGAACUGAAUUGCGAUCUCAGGAGGGUAAAUCUAUAGAAUAUGUCAAAGCAAUAAAUACAGUAACUGAUAUCAUGAUUAAACGAAUAUUCAAAUUUUGGCUUUGGAAUGAAAGUAUUUUUAAUCUGAGUCAAAAUGGAAGAAAUUUUAAUAAAUCGCUUAAGGUUUUACAUACAUUUACUGAAAACGUGAUCAAAGAAAAACGAGCUAAACUUGAAUCGGUUAAUUGUUUAGAAACUGAAGAAUUAAGUUUUGGGAAAAAGCGAGUAGAAUCAUUUCUUGAUCUUCUAAUUGGAAUAUCAAAGCAAAAUCCAGAAAAAAUGACAGAUUCCGAUAUCAGAGAAGAAGUUGAUACAUUUUUAUUUGAGGGACAUGACACAUCGUCAACUGCCAUGACAAUGGUUUUCAUACAAUUGGGAUUGCAUCAAGACAUUCAAGACAAUGUAAGGGAAGAAUUAUAUUUAAUAUUUGGAAAUAGCGAUAGAGAAGCAACUAUGGCAGAUCUUAAAUCUAUGACGUAUUUAGAUCGAGUAAUAAAGGAAACUAUAAGACUAUAUCCAAGUGUUCCUGGUAUUACCAGAAAGCUUAGACAACAUCUUCAGAUAAGAGAGUAUACAAUUCCACCACAGUCAGUAGUUGUAGUAAUACCAUACUUACUUCAUCGGGAGGAAAAACAUUUUCCAAAUCCUUUGGUAUUUGAUCCGGAUAGAUUUUUACCUGAAAAAAGUAUCAAUAGGCAUCCUUAUGCCUUCAUACCAUUUAGUGCUGGUCCAAGAAAUUGUAUUGGACAAAAAUUUGCCAUGCAUCAAAUGAAAACUAUAAUAUCGACUGUUGUAAGAAAGAUGAAAAUUGAAACAUUAGGAAGUCAAGAUGACAUAAAAAUAGGUGCACAGUUAAUUUUGCGUCCAGAAUCAUUACCCGAUAUCAAACUAACUAAGAUUAAAUAAUUUUUUUUGAUCAAUUCGAAAACUGAACUGUUGAUUUUUAUACUUCUAUUAUUUGAUUUAUUAUAAUAUACAAAAUAUUACUAUAGAAAUAAGGACAUAUAAGCAGGGCUGAGUAAAAUGCCCUAAAAAAGUAUUUCGAUGUAAGAUAAAUUUAUUUUUAAUACCUACCUAAGUAUAUAUACUCUAAUUAUAAGUGUUAAAAACUUAAAUUUUCGGUGAACAGAGAUGUAGGUAUAAAAGAUACUACAUGCCAUUUUUAAUGAGUUUUAUUUAAUAUCUUAAUUUUUAUAUAUUAUUUAAAAUUAAUGAUAUGUGCAAGAUCAGUAAAACAUUCAUGUAAUUGAGUUACCUUAGAAUUAAUAGAAUAACCACAGAACCAGGAUUAUAUUUUUCUACAAUCUUGAAGUUGUAACCAAUUUAAAUUAUUAGGAUAUAAUUUAUUAGUUAUUUAUAUUUAUAAUAAAUAUUGUUGGAUUUUCUCUAAAAUUUACCACAAACUAAAUAUGUAGUGAUGGUGAACAAUACUACACGCCUAUCACCAACUAACGUGAUCUUCCUUUACUGGUAUACGACUGACUUAACACUAUUAAAAAAUUAUUAAAUGGUUUAUUGAUUCACCAACUCGUUUAUAUUUUAAUUAAUUUUAGAGUUCCUUUUCAACCAAACUAACUCACCUAAACCGUCUUAAUACUCCAUUUUAUAUUCCUAGAUACUCAACCAAUUACAUGUUAAUUGAACUGAUUCGUAGUCAAUUAAAAAAUGUAUUCAGACCCCUCUUUUUUAGAAAAAGAAUAUAUUUAAUAUUAUUUUAUU
This is a messenger RNA of Rhopalosiphum maidis (corn leaf aphid), 2423 nucleotides long. RefSeq names its product cytochrome P450 4C1-like. NCBI's taxonomy places the organism in Eukaryota, Metazoa, Arthropoda, Insecta, Hemiptera, Aphididae. Gene Ontology annotation, molecular function: iron ion binding; monooxygenase activity; heme binding. The record is from RefSeq and is a predicted model, not a curated record. Bases 81 to 1610 code for a protein of 509 amino acids. The transcript has 11 exons.